AUGGCUGUGAAUACUACUCGCAGCUCAUGGCGGUCUUCAAGAACCUUACUCGUCUUUACAGCUACACUAGGGCUUUUUUCUGAGAAUUUCCUCUAUGGUUUCGUCGUCCCCAUCCUUCCCUACAUGAUCGAACAACGCCUAUCUCUAAAUCCCGCAUACACCCAACGCUUCACAACCGAACUCCUCUUCAUCCUAGGUCUCAUCUCCGUCCCCUCAGCGCCCAUAAUCGGGCACUUCGCCGACAAAACGCACAGUCGAAAAAUCCCCCUCCUGAUCGCUCUCUUCGGCUGCCUCGCCGGAACUCUCCUGGUAGCAACAACACUCUCCAUCUGGGCGGUGUACGCCGGAAGAAUUCUCCAAGGAAUUUCCGGAACGGGAGCGUGGAUUGUCGGGUUUGCCAUGUUGACGGAUGCGGCGGGAGCGAAACAUAUGGGGAAAACUUUGGGGUUGGCGGGGAGUUUUAUUACCGCGGGGGUGAUUAUGGGUCCGGCGGUUUCGGGCGUGUUGUUGCAGUGGUUGGGGUAUUGGGCUGCGUGGGCUGUGCCGUUGGGAUUGCUGGGAGUGGAUUUUCUGGCGAGGUUGGCGAUGGUGGAGGAGGUGAGGACGAGUGCGACGCUGGAGGGGCGGGGUUCUUCUUCUGGGACGGGGGCGGUGGAUGGGGAUCGGGAGGAGGAGGAGGAUGAAAGUGCGCCUCUUUUGGUCGGGGAUGUGGGUCCAGAUGAGGAAGUGAAGAAGAGGCAGCGUCGCGGCUUUUAUCGUAUUGUAUUGAGCAACGGGACGGCAUGGGCAGCAAUGUUGAAUGUCGUGGCUUUUGCAAUGAUUCUCUCCGGUUUUGACGCCACGCUACCUCUACACUUACGAGAUGCCUUUGGCUGGGGUCCUGCGCCCAUUGGAUCCAUAUUCCUCGGCCUCCAAAUCCCCUCCAUGUGUCUCGCGCCCUUCAUCGGCUGGCUGCGAGAUCGCAUCGGACUCCGUUGGCCCACGACCAUCGGCUGGGUUCUCACCGCACCUCUCCUCUGGUUUUCAGGCGUGCCGGGAGAUUCAGAUUUCCUCGGAAUUGGAGCGGAUCGUCGAGGGCAAGGCGUGUUCGUCGCCACCAUUAUUGCCAUUGGAAUCUGUAGCUCGUUGGUUCGUGGGGCGGGCACGUUUCAGUUGACUUCUACCCUUCAUCAACUCCGCGCACAAGAUCCCGACAUCUUUGGACCGGGAGGCGGUGCUUCGAGAAUGUUUUCGUUGACGGAGAUUUCGUUCAAUGCGGGUCUGAUGCUGGGUCCGCUAGUGUGCGGCUCGAUUUCCGAUGCUUUUGGCUUUUACUAUACGGCCUGCGUCUUAGCUGGUGCUUCUGCACUUGUGGCGAUUACCUCGUUUGUCUUUUUUACUCAUCAGUCGCUUGUGCGCGAGCUGGAUACCACCGCUACAUGAGAUAGAUUACUGAUACCACUGAUUACCUGUCACAAUGCACAAGCAGGGCUUUUGACUGCGCGGUGGAUGUCUUUUGCAAUCUUCUGAUUACCAGGGGACCUGAAAGAGACACAUGGCGGUAGUACUCACAACACGAGUACUCGAUCGAUUAUGUGCGUCGCGCGCAGCACUUACAGAGGUUGCACAAUUCCAUUCCAAACACGGCGAGGUGAGCAGGUGAUUUGAGGAUGUGGGGAGGGGGAAUGAUGUGGGUGAGAGGUGCGGCGGAUGUCUUUGAAAGCGUUGGCGCUCGGGGCCAAGCUUUGUGUUUGUAGGUGUGGGGGUUGAGUAUUAUGGGUGAGCAUGGAGUGCGGCAUGUGAUGAAAGGUUUGUUGGCGGAUUUGGAUAUUCUGAUGAAUGUGGCCAGUUGUCAGAGUAUCGAUGGAUCGGAUUAAUCGGGAUUGGUUGGAAAGUCAUCCCAAGGGCCCGCGGGUCGUUGAUACUGAAAAAGAGCAAGUUGUAAGCAGCAGUUGUGAAAAGUAAU
Molecule: messenger RNA, 1945 nt
Organism: Sphaerulina musiva SO2202
Lineage: Eukaryota; Fungi; Ascomycota; Dothideomycetes; Mycosphaerellales; Mycosphaerellaceae
Product: MFS general substrate transporter
Exons: 7
Coding region: 1-1422 (473 amino acids)
Biological process (GO): transmembrane transport
Molecular function (GO): transmembrane transporter activity
Source: RefSeq, a predicted model, not a curated record